Messenger RNA from Trifolium pratense (red clover), 1402 nucleotides. RefSeq names its product ubiquitin recognition factor in ER-associated degradation protein 1-like. The record is from RefSeq and is a predicted model, not a curated record. Gene Ontology annotation, molecular function: polyubiquitin modification-dependent protein binding. Gene Ontology annotation, cellular component: VCP-NPL4-UFD1 AAA ATPase complex. NCBI's taxonomy places the organism in Eukaryota, Viridiplantae, Streptophyta, Magnoliopsida, Fabales, Fabaceae. Bases 45 to 968 code for a protein of 307 amino acids. The transcript has a single exon.
CCGAGUAUCAUGAUCAGCGGAAUCAGGAGGAUUCUUGUGAUUAUAUGCAGUAUGCUUGGCAGAUUGAAGUCUUUGAACAUGUUUACCGCUGUUUCUCUGUCUCGUCUCUUGGAAGGCCAAAUCUUGAAAACGGUGAUAAAAUUAUCAUGCCGUCUUCAGCACUAGAUAGCCUUGUGCGUUUGGAAAUAGAAUAUCCAAUGCUAUUUGAACUGAACAAUCCUUCUGCUGAAAGAACUACUCACUGUGGAGUCUUAGAAUUCACUGCUGAUGAGGGGAUUGCAUACUUACCAAAUUGGAUGAUGGAAGAUAUGCUCAUAGAGGAAGGAGGCAUUGUGUCUCUGAAAAGCACAAGUCUUGUGAAGGGAAAGUUUGUCAAGUUCCAACCUCACUCCAAAGAGUUUUUGGAUAUCACUAAUCCAAAAGUCAUGUUAGAAAAAUCAUUGAGGAGUUACUCAUGUUUAACAACCGGCCGCACUAUAAUGAUUCCAUAUAACGACAAAAAGUACUACAUUGAUGUGGUCGAAACGAAACCUACUCCAGCAAUUUCUAUAAUUGAAACAGAUUGUGAGGUUGAUUUUGCUCCACCUCUUGAUUACAAAGAACCUGAGAAGCCCUUGCCAUCUGAUUUGUCUGAUAAGGAACCUCCGCAAGUUGAAGAAGAGACUGCAACAAAGACUCCCGCGGUGAUUCCUUUUAGUGGUUUUGGAAGGCGUUUGGGUGGAAAACCAUCGACACAAUCAGUUGAGCAAACUUCCACUCCAAUUCUCAAGCAGCAACAAACUGAAAAUACCAUGAGUUCCAACAGAACUUCUGGAAAGCUUGUUUUUGGAUCAAAAGCUAAUGCACCUAAUGUUCAAACACAGCCAAAAGCUUCUCCAAAAAGUACAAGUCAAGAUUCAUCAUCUAAGAAGACAGACACCCCACAAUUCCAAGCUUUCUCAGGAAAGAAGUAUUCAUUAAGAGACUGAUCCUUUGUAGGGUUUUUUAUUAGCUGUUUCUUUUGAUAUAUGACAGACAGUUUAUAUUAUUUGACAUGGCUUAGAGCUCAAAUUCUGAUGUUACUUUUACAUAUCCAUGUUUUUUCUUUUCAGUAUAUGAUGAUUAUUGCCUUGCAAAGUUUAUAAUUAUCCCAUUUAACAAAUAAUAUCAAUUGAAGUCUUUUAAGCCAAGACAUUUACUCGAUUCGUACUAGAUUUCAUGUAUGAACGUUUUCCUUCCAAAGCCACAUGCUAUGCAAAUAUGGUAUAAUUCCAUAUUUCCAUUACAUGACGGGAUGUUUAAAUAUUAUCUGAGAAAUCAUUGCCCUAGUUAAGAAUAACGCGCAAUGUGUUUUCUAGAAAAACAUUACUGCACUUAUAUGGUUGAAUUAAAAGAAAAGACCAAAAAUUGAACAAAAGAUUUG